AUGUCUCAAUCCUUGCGACCCUACCUCCAGGCCGUCCGGAGCAGUUUGACGGCCGCCCUCACGCUCUCCAACUUCGCUUCCCAAACCGCCGAACGUCACAAUGUCCCCGAGAUUGAGGCCCAAACCUCCCCCGAGGUCCUCCUGACCCCCCUCACCAUCGCCCGUAACGAGAACGAACGUGUUCUGAUCGAGCCGAGCAUCAACUCCGUGCGGAUAUCCAUCAAGAUUAAGCAGGCCGAUGAGAUCGAGCACAUUCUAGUCCACAAGUUCACCCGGUUCUUGACACAGAGAGCCGAGUCUUUCUUCAUUCUCAGGAGGAAGCCCAUCAAGGGAUACGAUAUUUCUUUCCUCAUUACGAACUUCCAUACCGAGGAGAUGUUGAAGCACAAGCUGGUCGACUUCAUCAUUCAAUUUAUGGAGGAGGUUGAUAAGGAGAUUUCGGAGAUGAAGCUCUUCCUCAACGCAAGAGCGAGAUUUGUUGCCGAAUCUUUCCUCACUCCCUUCGAUUAA
Molecule: messenger RNA, 510 nt
Organism: Colletotrichum aenigma
Lineage: Eukaryota; Fungi; Ascomycota; Sordariomycetes; Glomerellales; Glomerellaceae
Gene: Arpc4
Product: Actin-related protein 2/3 complex subunit 4
Exons: 5
Coding region: 1-510 (169 amino acids)
Biological process (GO): actin filament polymerization; Arp2/3 complex-mediated actin nucleation
Cellular component (GO): actin cytoskeleton; Arp2/3 protein complex
Molecular function (GO): actin filament binding
Source: RefSeq, a predicted model, not a curated record